CUCAUCUGGAGACAAGCAGACGAGCUGUUCGGUUGUCAGAGGCAAAGACGCGAGAAAGCACCGCCAAGAUGGACGGCAAGAGACACCCCAGCUCGUUCCAGCAACUGGAGAAGCUCGGAGAGGGCACAUAUGCCACUGUGUUUAAAGGGAGAAACCGCCAGACGGGAGAGCUGGUUGCUCUUAAGGAGAUUCAUCUCGAUUCCGAGGAGGGAACGCCGUCGACUGCUAUCCGAGAAAUCUCGCUGAUGAAGGAGCUCAAACACGAGAAUAUUGUCGGACUUCACGAUGUUAUUCACACCGAGAACAAGCUCAUGCUUGUGUUUGAAUACAUGGAUGGCGAUCUCAAGAGAUACAUGGACACUCACGGCGAACGCGGCGCGCUCAAGCCCACGACAAUCAAGUCCUUCAUGUACCAGCUUCUCAAGGGCAUCGAUUUCUGUCACCAGAACCGAGUCCUGCAUCGAGAUCUCAAGCCCCAAAACUUGCUCAUCAACAGCAAAGGAUGCCUGAAGCUUGGUGAUUUCGGUCUUGCCCGUGCCUUUGGCAUCCCCGUCAACACCUUCUCCAACGAGGUUGUUACCCUGUGGUAUCGUGCACCGGACGUCUUGCUCGGCAGUCGGACAUACAAUACGAGCAUCGAUAUCUGGUCAGCUGGGUGCAUUAUGGCUGAAAUGUAUACUGGCCGACCCUUGUUCCCCGGAACUACAAACGAAGAUCAGAUUGUCAGGAUAUUCCGCAUCAUGGGCACACCCACCGAGCGUACGUGGCCGGGCAUUACUCAGCUCCCCGAGUACAAGCCCACAUUCCAAAUGUACGCGACUCAAGAUUUGCGAAACAUUCUUCACGCCAUCGACCCCAGCGGAAUCGACCUGAUUCAACGGAUGCUGCAGCUUCGACCAGAGCUCCGCAUAAGUGCUCAUGAUGCUCUGCAGCAUCCUUGGUUCAACGAUCUUGUUUUACAACAACAGCAACAGCAGCAGCAAGCAGCUCUGCAGGCUCAGGCACGGAGUUUCCAGCAGGCGGUCCCUUCACAAGGCUUCGACAACAAUUACUAGGCAUAGCCUGUGACGUAUCCUGCUCGUCAGGAUCCUGCGGGGCUGGCCUUUGGCAGCUGUAACUACAUUGGCCAACCUCGGCCAUUCUUCGAUUGUAUGGGAAAAAAAAAUUGAAAGCCAACUCGUUAUUACUCCUGGCUAGCGAUCAAGACAGCAUAAUUGCAUGCCUAUAUAAAAUAUGAUCUACACAUGUCCAGAUGACGGUGUGGGAAUACUACGGUCAGACUAGAGCUGUCGACAACAAAUCCGGGCUUUGGCGGUGGCUGGAUGAUAUGAUAUUACUGAUACUGAUAGUUUAUCGGCCAUGAAUUUUUAGGGGGCAGGACAAGAUAUCCAUCCUUUUUUAAUAAGAAGCAAAA
Messenger RNA from Trichoderma virens Gv29-8, 1414 nucleotides. RefSeq lists its product as uncharacterized. The transcript has 2 exons. The record is from RefSeq and is a predicted model, not a curated record. Gene Ontology annotation, biological process: protein phosphorylation. Lineage: Eukaryota; Fungi; Ascomycota; Sordariomycetes; Hypocreales; Hypocreaceae. The coding region runs from base 69 to 1055 and encodes 328 amino acids. Gene Ontology annotation, molecular function: ATP binding; cyclin-dependent protein serine/threonine kinase activity. Gene Ontology annotation, cellular component: cytoplasm; nucleus.